This is a messenger RNA of Coregonus sp. 'balchen', 21860 nucleotides long. The record is from the annotation of a GenBank genome assembly. NCBI's taxonomy places the organism in Eukaryota, Metazoa, Chordata, Actinopteri, Salmoniformes, Salmonidae.
AUGGAUGAGUCUACAGACACCACAAAUGCAGUAGCCCCUGAUUUUGAUGUGUAUGGUGCCAUGGACUGGAAUGAUGGUGUUGGAACCUUACCUGGGAGUGAGCUAAAGGUACAGAUCACCACAAUAGCCAAAAAGAUUCAAUGUUGUCAUAUAUAUAUAUACAUCUUUUUUUACAUGUGUUAUACCUAGCAGAAAAAGGAAACAUUAUAAUGAAAUUGAAUGAGCCAUUUUUGUAAUGACAAAUGCAAUGUUAUAUAUAAUUGUAUACAUCAUAAAUUGUAAAAAUCGUAAUUAGUUUUAGUUUUUCCUGACCAGGUCUCAUGGCCCUAAUCACAGUAUUCAUCUAAAUAUAAUAUGCCAUUACUCCUCACGUGUGUGUGUGUUAUGUUCAUCAGUUUAAGGUGAAUGAGUUUGGAGUCUUGGAGGUCCUAUCAGAGGAGGGUGAUGAUGAGAGGGUAAAGAAGGCUCAAGCCACCACUACAUGGAUAGUGCCCACUGCUCAGGAGGGUAAGAUGGCAUGGUUCAGUGUAUACAACUUUGAUAUGCUCCCAACAGGGAUAUAUUUGUGAGAUGUAAGCCUACACAUGUACAAUGUUUGUAUCCCCAUUGGGAUCUUACAUAAUAUGCACCUGUCUCUCUAGCACCUGACCUGCUGGGAUGUGCAUAUAUUUUCUCUUUCAUGUUUCUCUUUCAAGUAGGCAUGUUUAACUGACAGUUUUCACUACCUUAUCAUAUACCAUGCAUGCAGUCUUCAAGAAACUACUGGACAUCAGUAGUGGUGGCUUUGUUUUUAUGACUAGUCACAACACCAGAUAAUUACAUCAGGUAACUGUGCUGUCUGAAAUAUGUUUUCAUCUUUUAGUUUAGGAUACCUCUGAUAUACAGUGAGGGGAAAAAAGUAUUUGAUCCCCUGCUGAUUUUGUACGUUUGCCCACUGACAAAGACAUGAUCAGUCUAUAAUUGUAAUGGUAGGUUUAUUUGAACAGUGAGAGACAGAAUAACAACAACAACAAAAACAAAACAAAAAUAAAUCCAGAAAAACGCAUGUCAAAAAUGUUAUAAAUUGAUUUGCAUUUUAAUGAGGGAAAUAAGUAUUUGACCCCUCCGCAAAACAUGACUUAGUACUUGGUGGCAAAACCCUUGUUGGCAAUCAUCAGACGUUUCUUGUAGUUGGCCACCAGGUGUGCACACAUCUCAGGAGGGAUUUUGUUCCACUCCUCUUUGCAGAUCUUCUCCAAGUCAUUAAGAUUUCGAGGCUGACGUUUGGCAACUCGAACCUUCAGCUCCCUCCACAGAUUUUCUAUGGGAUUAAGGUCUGGAGACUGGCUAGGCCACUCCAGGACCUUAAUGUGCUUCUUCUUGAGCCACUCCUUUGUUGCCUUGGCUGUGUGUUUUGGGUCAGUGUCAUGCUGGAAUACCCAUCCACGACCCAUUUUCAAUGCCCUGGCUGAGGGAAGGAGGUUCUCACGCAAGAUUUGACGGUACAUGGCCCCGUCCAUCGGUGGGGAUGGUGUUCUUGGGGUCAUAGGCAGCAUUCCUCCUCCUCCAAACACGGCGAGUUGAGUUGAUGCCAAAGAGCUCGAUUUUGGUCUCAUCUGACCACAACACUUUCACCCAGUUCUCCUCUGAAUCAUUCAGAUGUUCAUUGGCAAACUUCAGACAGCCCUGGUUAUGUGCUUUCUUGAGCAGGGGGACCUUGCGGGCGCUACAGGAUUUCAGUCCUUCACGGCGUAGUGUGUUACCAAUUGUUUUUAUUGGUGACUAUGGUCCUAGCUGCCUUGAGAUCAUUGACAAGAUCCUCCCGUGUAGUUCUGGGCUGAUUCCUCACCGUUCUCAUGAUCAUUGCAACUCCACGAGGUGAGAUCUUGCAUGGAGCCCCUGGCCGAGGGAGAUUGACAGUUAUUUUGUGUUUCUUCCAUUUGCGAAUAAUCGCACCAACUGUUGUCACCUUCUCACCAAGCUGCUUGGCGAUGGUCUUGUAGCCCAUUCCAGCCUUGUGUAGGUCAACAAUGUUGUUCCUGACAUCCUUGGAGAGCUCUUUGGUCUUGGCCAUGGUGGAGUGUUUGGAAUCUGAUUGAUUGAUUGCUUCUGUGGACAGGUGUCUUUUAUACAGGUAACAAGCUGAGAUUAGGAGCACUCCCUUUAAGAGUGUGCUCCUAAUCUCAGCUCGUUACCUGUGUAAAAGACACCUGGGAGCCAGAAAUCUUCCUGAUUGAGAGGGGGUCAAAUACUUAUUUCCCUCAUUAAAAUGCAAAUCAAUUUAUAACAUUUUUGACAUGCAUUUUUCUGGAUUUUGUUGUUGUUAUUCUGUCUCUCACUGUUCAAAUAAACCUACCAUUAAAAUUAUAGACUGAUCAUUUCUUUGUCAGUGGGCAAAUGUACAGAAUCAGGUAUGAGAAUCAGUCAAAUUGAGCUCAAAGCUAAGAAAGUGAUGAAUCAUUAUCUUUAAAAGUGGUCAGCUGUCAGCUAUCUAUUUGAACAUUUCUGAUUAGGCCUUCAAUGUAUGUCUUAGUUUAGCUCGUGGCUAUAUUGUUGUUAAAAAAUAUCAAACAGAGUAUGCAUGGGAUCCUUUGACAUUAUUCCAUUACUCUGUUCUUAUUGACCCUGAGCUUAGAAACUUUUCAUUAGCCACACAGGAGAUGGGUGAGGAUGACUUUGCGACUCUCUCUCUCUCUCUCUCUCUCUCUCUCUCUCUCUCUUCUCUCUCUUUCUCUCUCUCCUCUCUUCCCUUUCUCUCUCUCUCUCCUUCCCUUUCUCUCUCUCUCUCCUUCCCUUUCUCCCUCUCUCUCCUUCCCUUUCUCUCUCUCUCUCCUUCCCUUUCUCUCUCUCUCUCCUUCCCUUUCUCUCUCUCUCACUCCCUCCCCAGCCCUCUCAGACAGCGUGUCUGUGGCAGUGAAAGAGGAGAGGCAGGAGGGGCAGUGGGUCCAGAGAGGCCGUGUGUGUGUGCGCUGCCAGAGGACGGGCUCCCCCGUGGACUUCCUGUCUGACUGCCUUCACUGCAGCGAGCGCUGUCUGCAGCAGGACCAGCAGGAGUGAGUGGGCUGGGGAGGACUAGAGAUUGAUUAGGGUGCAGAGGGUCUGGUCUGGUCCUAACUUCAGUUUCUGCCUGAUGCAGUGGGAAAAUAUGAUGCUACUUUCUGGUAGUUGAACUGGUGUUUAUUGUGCUUAUGAGGUUAUUCCUUUUGUAAUAACUUUCCCUUAUGUACAGUGCACUGAAAUAAUAGAAGUGACAGACUCACAUAGUCAAUGUUGAUAUCAUACACUGAUGUCAAAUGAUCAUGUUCAAACUAUUUUGAAACACAAAUAUAUAUAAAAACAUUUUUUACUGGUAUCGUAUUUUCUAUUUCUCAAUGUGCUUAUAUGAACAACUAUAAACAUCCUUCAUAUGCUUAAGAAAAUCAAUGAGUCUCCCUCCUAUAAUUUCUUUGGGCCAGCCAUCCUAUGCAGAUUGGAAGUCAGGAAUAAUUGAUCAGUUAGUUAAUGUAAAGACUGGCGGUGAUGCUAAUGCAUGCUCUGAGCUGGAGAGAGUGAGAGCCAGUGCUGCAUUGCCGUGGGCCCCAUGUAUCCAUUGUCUUAUAGGAGGAGAAGCUGCCAACAGAACGUUACAUCUUAAAGUGGUAUUCCCUCUGUGGAUUUACUACUGCCAUGGCAACAGAGAAGGGAAAAAACUGCCUAUACAUCCUAUAAUAAACAAUUAAUUACACUUAAUUAGAAACAUUUUGAGUUAGAUUACAAUAAAAAACAAAAGUUUGAUUUAGACCAUUAAUAGCUGAUGAUGAUGAUACGAUUAUACAUAGGCAGCCGGUCCCAUGAAUAAGUCAAUGUAGGCGCAAUGCGUUAUGAAUAUGAAAUACAUGUGGUCCCCCUGUACAUUUACGACUUGAAAAUGCAUGUAUUAACUCAGUCUACCAGUAGUAACACAAUCUGUCUCAUUCAAUUAUUUUCUGCCCUGCAUCUCAUUAGUUCAUUUUUAUAACAAGAAUAUGCAGGGAAUGAACACUGUUUUGUGCUGGUCAUACUUUAGAUAUUUUGCAGAAACAUUUGCCAGUUCAGAUAUUUCUGAAACUAUAGUUUCUAAGAAUUAUAAUACUUUUUGCAUAACCUUUUACUACUAGUUUCUAAAUCGCUGGUACUCUAUAUUCUUUCCACUGCAGUGAGCUGAAGCUGAAGAAAGAGGUGUCUAAGAGCAAUGGGGAGGUGGUGGGGGUCAGCCGUAAGAGGCCUCUUCAGCAGGACAAGGAGAGCCUAGCAGACAAGAUGGAUACCACAGAGGUCCUGCCUGAGGACCAUGAUGAGGACUAUGUCAGUAUUACUUUAUACUCCAAGGAAGAUAAUGUUGUUAUCUGGAAUUCUUAUCUAUGCUUUCCCCCCCACACACUUUUACAGACAUUGUGUACCUACUAAAUCACUCCCAACAUUUAAAGAAAUGUACUGAUAUUUCUUGAUAUUUCAUCACAUUUUGUAGAUAUUGCUUAUGUGAUUUAAAGACGUUAUAGACAAAUAGUUCCAGAGCUCUGUCUGUACAUUUUUUGCAUCACUCCAGAUUGCAAAAGAUUGUGAGGGAUGAUACAUUAGCCUUGCAUGCCUUUUACUGCUGAGGUGUCAUAACUCAUACUAAAUUAAUGACUCACAAAAUGCUGUGACCUGAUUGGUGCUGAAAACUCUCUGAUAGUCUCUGAUUUAUCAUUAAUGUUUCAAAAUGGAAACAUGUAAAUUAAUACACAAAUUCAGAAUGAUUUCCAUACUACCUCAUAAACACUGUCCUGAUUGCCUGCACCAAAAUAUCACAUUGCUCUAGUCUAUACUGUAUUUGUGAGUAUUCUUAGUUUUAUUAGAAUGUUCCUGAAUUUUCUAGUGUUCUAUUGUGUAAAUCAAACAGGAGGAGAAAGACAGCAGGAAGACGACGCGUGGAGCUCCGCGAGGCAGGAGGAAACGGAAGGGGGAUGCAGCCCUGCUGAGACACAGUAAGUAGAAACAGGCAGUGGAAGGGACACCUGUGAGGGGUGUUUGUGUCCCAAAUGGCACCCUAUUCCCUAUGUAGUGCGCUAUGGGGCCUUAUCAAAGGUAGUGCACUAUAUAGGGAAUAGGGUGCCAUUUGGGACUGUCUCUUAGGACAGAAUCUUCUCACUAUUUCCCAAUCACUAAAUUGAUAUAAUCACUGACAUUGCACACACACAAACUGUAUGUAAUGUAAUUUAUUGCUUGUUACAAUCCAAUCAUUAUUUAUGGCAGCUGUUCCAUAUGGAGGGAAGAAGAAGUCUUGGUGUUGGGCCUCCUAUCUGGAACAGGACAAAGCCAUUGCUGCCCCCACUAAACUGUUCAAAGAGGUGAGCUAUCAUACCCCUCAGGCCUGUCUAGAAUUGGUUAUUAACUGAGGUCUAACCUAUUAUCAUUCUCUGUUUCCUUCGAGUCAUUCUAAUCUUUCUUCUAUUUCUCCUUUACAGCUUGUCAUUCAGGGUUAAGAUGCAAUUUCACAUCAAGGCCUACAUUGUGUCCUGCAUGUUUAGAGUUAAUUUAUUCAACUCAUUAACCAUAUUAUUCUUUGCCUACAGCAACACUGUUAAGUUCAUUAUUUAUUCUCCAUAAGUCUGGGAAUAUGUAUUUUAAAGGAAUUAUGUCACGUUUUCCUUUCAGCACCAGGCCUUCCCCCAGAGUAAGAAUGGAUUCCGGUUGGGUAUGAGGCUGGAGGGUGUGGACCCAGAGCACCCCUCCAUGUACUGUGUGCUCACAGUAGCUGAGGUAACCUCUCACCUCGACUCAUCAUCGCUGCCCUCUCAGAGGAGUCUAAACUCAUGUCAUUGAUAUCUUCAGCUUUGGGAAGAUCUGAAGCAACGUCUGCAUUGUCAUUGUUCUUGUUCCAGUGCAUAGCAAUAGUUGUGAUCACUAACAUGUACUGUAUGUGUUGCUAUGCAAUGGCAUUUAGUAAAUGACAGUAUUUAUAAGACCAUAAAUGCUUGUUUGGUUUGAAUUAUGUCCACUUCUCUCUACUUAAUCUCUGUGUAGCAAACACAGGAUGAACAUGUUAGGAAUGAAGAUGCUUAAUGCUUCUUCCAUGUUUAGGUUUCAGGACACCGAAUACGGCUUCACUUUGACAAGAACUCGGACUGCUAUGACUUCUGGGUGAAUUCCAACUCUGCAGACAUCCACCCUGUGGGAUGGUGUGAGAAAACGGGACACAAGCUUCACCCCCCCAAAGGUAAGAGACAUGCUACCUUCGACAGAUACCACCUGGAAAAUUUAUUGCUUGACAUUUUGGAUGGGAUAUUUUCAAACUGUUACUGUAGCACUCCCUCAUCUUCUGCUCAUUUGUAUUUCCUUACUGCUGUAUUUGUUUUAUUGCGCACCAUUUUUCUUUCCUACAGAUGUAGGAUCUUAAUUUGAGCCAGUUUGCUUCAACAGGAAAUUUGAAUUAUUAUGUUGAUAAUUAUCAUUAAUGGCCAUUUUUGUAGGGGUUUAUACAUUUUUCAUAAGGGAAAAUCAAGUCUGACAUUUCAAAGUAUAAAUUACAAACUUCAGAAGCCUUUUCUUUUUUUUUACCUCAAAUACACUACACGUUUUAAAUGUCCUGCAUUGCAGGAAAGUUCUCCUGCAACAGGGUGAUCAAAUUAAGAUCCUACAUCUGUAUGUGAGACUAGUCAUGUAGGGAUGGUUACAGUGGGCAUACUUGGGCAUGAAUUUGACAAGCAGGUGUGUAAGCAGGUUACCCAUGGCAACAGGAAAACUGAAAAACAGUACUCAACUAUUUUGAAAACACAAAGAACACAAAGAUUUUAUUUAUACGACAUACUUGAAAUUGAACCAGCGAUAUUUAAUGAGGAGUAAAAUAAUUCCCCCCCAGUUCUUUAUGGAAACGUGAAUAUAAUCCUUGUCAUUUCUCUAUGGAUGGACAGGUAUGAAGGAUGAGGAGUUCAGCUGGUCGUCGUACAUCAAACAGAGCAAAGCCCAGGCAGCUCCCAAGGCCCUGUUUGAGAAUCAGAACACGGUAAGAGAAGCCUACAGACCUAGAUUAGACCGGGGACACACUCCGAUGCAUGAACACAAAUGAAAUCGACAUACAUCAUUGUCCAUUUUUGACCGUCAAAAGUACAACUCAAGUCAACUAUUUCUGGACGAGUUGUAUCAAUUUUUUGUCAGUCAUCUCCGUUGUCAUUCAUCCGGCAACAGAUGACUCCCAUUUAAAAAGCAUUGGCUCCAUCCGAAAUUCUCAGACACAAAAUCCCAAUGUGUCCACUUUCAUAUUGCGUUAAUAGUAGUGUUUUACCACCACUAGGUGGAACUGUUUAGUUUAGUUAGACUACACAUCCUUCACUGAAGUACAGUACUUGACAUCAGCCCAUACAACAUAGAUAUGAUGCAGAUGCAUGAGCAGUUUAAAGGGUUUAAAGUACAGUUACAGGAUCUUAAUUUGAGCCAGUUUGCUACAGCAGGAAAAUAAUCCUGCAGCAACAGGAAAUGUGAAUUAUUAUGUGGAUUAUAAUUAAUUGACUUUUUUUAAAUACAUUUUUCAUAAGGGGAAAUCAAGUCUGACAUUUCUAAGUGGAAAAUUCCAAACUUCAGAAGCCUUUUAAACCUCAAGUACACUACAAGUUUAAAAUGUCCUGCAUUGCAGGAAAGUUCACCUGCAACAGGGUGAUCAAAUUAAGAUCCUAUAUCUGUAGUGUUAUGGAUGAACCAAAUGUGAGCUUUUGUCUCUGAGUAACUGUCCUAUUUUUAUUUUCCAGACUGUCACCCCACUUUCAUAUUGCUUUGAUACUAGUGUUUUACCACCACUAGGUGGAACUGUUCAGUUUAGUUAGAUUUUCCACCCAGGUUUACACAUCCUUCAUUGAAGUACAGUACUUGACAUCAGCACAUUCAACAUAGAUAUUACGCAGAUGCAUGAGCAGUUUAAAGGGUUUAAAGUAGGGUUAUGGAUGAAGUAACUUUUGUCUCUGAUUAACUGUCCUAUUUAUAUUUUCCAGACUGUCACCCCUUUAGGAUUUAGAAUUGGGAUGAAGCUGGAGGCCAUUGACAAGAAAAACCCCUCCUUCAUCUGUGUUGCCACAGUAACAGACAUGGUGGACAGUCGAUUCCUGGUGCACUUUGAUAACUGGGAUGAGAGCUACGACUUCUGGUAAUGUCUAACUUUGUGAUUACAUUUCCUUCAGUACUCAAAAUCAAAUCACUGUAUCAUCAUCAGCAGUGAUUUGUGUUAACUGAUGCCAGAUCAUAGUCAUAUUUGGAAUUUGUGUUGGUGUUGCAGAAUUGGGCACUAGAUGGUGGUAGAUUAUUACAACAGAAGGUUUGUGUCUGGGAGGAAAAAAACAUUGCCUCUUACAAAAGUGUUUGUUAUUCAUAUUUUACACAAGCAAACAAGCUACAUCACUUAAUCUGCAUAAUUGCUUUUAGAUUUGGAAGACAAAAAUGUCUGUACCAUGAAUUAUUAUUUUGACACUCGCACGCACAUCACUUUUCUCACAAUUAUUUAGUCUUAAGUUUUUCCCAUUUAAUUUGUUUCUUAUUGCAUUUCUUUGGCUCUGUCUGUUGAGACAUUGAGAGUUGUGAGAGUUCUCUUUUCUCACAAUUCUUUAGGCCUCCGUUUUCCCCAUCAAUUUUCAUCACUCCAACCCUUGUUGAUUGUCACCAUUGUUUGGCUUUUUCUGACUGAGAAUUGCGUGUGUGGUUACAGUCGUUACUGUGGUUUCAUGCCCACUCUGACCUCUCCCAGCUGUGGAUUUAGACUGCCAGCCAGGAGGAAGUCCUGAUCUGCACGAUACAAGAGCUUGUAUUGGCUGAAUUAUGGAUGAUCACCAAUAAAUGUCAAGGAGGAGAGGAGAGGGAAAGAGUGGAGCCCGGUGCGGUUAAAAUAGGAGCAGACUCACAGAGGGAGAUGACUCUCUCACACGUGGUGUCAUUACGUAUCACAUCAGCCAGUCACAGCCAGUCUCAGCCAGUCACAGCCAGUCACAGGCCUCUCCAACAUCACAGCUCGGGCCAGAGAGCAGCUAAACCACUCCACUCUGCUCUGUUCCACCCUGGCCUGGCCAGAGAGUAGGACACUAGGACUUUGUCAUCCCUUAAAGGAGUAGUUCACUAUUUUACAAUUUGAUGUUAGAUGGUUCCUCACCCUGAAAAUAGUCUAUGGGCCAGGAGAGACUGUAAUCCAUGGUUCAGUUCUCUUUAAACAGCCACUACACACUUCAGAUAACUUUAGCCACCACAAACAAUCAAUGGAAUUGAUAGGGGCAUGAGAGCGUGUUAAUUUUUGUGUGGCCAAAUCACCUUUAAGUAACAUCAAACAAAAUAUGGAGUUGAUUUGAAAUGAUUUCAGAUGGUUUGGACAUAAUUUUUUAAAACAUGCUCACAUGCCCCCAUCAAAUCCAAUCUUCUUAUAUACAUUUUGUUUUUUUGCCUGUGCUGAAGACAUCUAUAUAUCGGUCUGCUAAUACAGGAUUAGUAAAGGCCCAGUGCACUACUUUUGUGAAUAAAGUUUAACAAAAUGUAUUUUUAUUUGAAUGUUUACCAGCAUUUGUAACUUGAGUCUGAUAAUUACCUGUACUAAACACUUAAUCUGAUCAAUUAUAAAGUAAUAUAAAGAUGCUUGAUAUAUGACGAGUAAAAAUAACAUGACUAUAUACAGGGAGUACCAGUAUCGAGUCGAUGUGCAGGUGUACGAGGUAAUUGAGGUAGCUAUUUACAUAUACUGUAGGUAGGGUUAAAGUGACUAGGCAACAGGAUAGAUAACAGACAGUAGCAGCAGCUGGUAGCCAUUUUAUUAGCUAUUUAGUAGUCUUGUUUAGCAGUCUUAUGGCUUGGGGGUAGAAGCUGUUCAGGGUCCUGUUGGUUCCAGACUUGGUGCACUGGUACCGCUUGUCAUGCAGUAGCAGAGAGAACAGUCUGUGGCUUGAGUGGCUGGAGCCUUUGAUGAUUUUUUUAGCCUUCCUCUGACACCGCCUGGUAUAGAGGUCCUAGAUGGCAGGGAACUCUGCCCCAGUGAUGUACUGGGCCGUACUCACCACCCUCUGUAGCACCUAGUAGCUGUUUAAAGAAAACGGAACCCUGGAUUACAGUUUCUCUUGGCCCAUAGACUACUUUCCGGGUGAGGAACCAUCUAAUAUCAAGUUGUAAAAUAGUGAACUACUCCUUUAAAGGCCCAGUGCAGUCGAAAACAUGAUUUUCCUGUGUUUUAUAUAUACAUUGAGUGUACAAAACAUUAAGGACACCUUCCUAAUAUUGAGUUGCACCCUCCCCCUUUUGCCCUCAGAAGAGCCUCAAUUCGUGGGCCAUGUUGACUCCAAUGCUUCCCACAGUUGUGUCAAGUUGGCUGGAUGUCCUUUGGGUGGUGGACCAUUCUUGAUACACACGGGAAACUGUUGAGUGUGAAAAACCCAGCAGCGUUGCAGUUCUUGAUACAAACUGGUACGCCUGGCACCGACUACCAUACCUCGUUCAAGGGCUCUUAAAUCUUUGGUCUUGCCUAUUCAUCCUCUGAAUGUCACACAUACACAAUCCAUGUCUCAAAUUUCUCAAGGCUUAAAAAUCUUUCUUUAACUUUGUCUACACUGAUUGAAGUGGAUUUAGCAAGUGACAUCAAUAAGGGAUCAUAGCUUUCACCUGGAUUCACCUGGUAAGUCUAUGUCAUGGAAAGAGCAAGUGUUCCUAAUGUUUUGUACAUUCAGUGUAUUUCCACACUAUGAGGUUGGAAUAAUACUGGGAAAAUGAUGAUAAUGCCAUUUUAGUGUAAGAGCUGUUGCAAAGACCGCCUGAAAUUUCUGCCUGUUUUGGUGAGAGUUUUGGCCAAUAACAGCUACUUUUCAGUUUUCCCCUCCCCACUCAGACCACUUUCAGACAGUCCUAGCAAAAUUCUUGCUUGAGAAAUUGCUCUUGUUAAGAAGCUAUUUUAGUUUAUUUUUUACCAAUUUAAUUGAAAACAGUCGCAGUAAGGUACUUAAUUGUUACCCAGAAAUGAUUUGAUAUUGAGAUAAAAACGUCUGCAUUGCACCUUUAAACAAGCUUACUGUAACAACACUGACCACUGAGGUGGAAACAAUGACAACCCUCAAAUGAGAUUAUCCACACUGGCACACCACAAUAGGGAUUGGUUUUACAGUAUGUUGAGUACAUGCUGAAAUAAUAAACAGUUUUACUCUCCAAAGAUAUUUCAGUAACAGCCUAUUGGACAAGUAAGGAGAGUUGCAAUAUACUGACCAGAGAAGCAAGCCCCUUGCAAUUUAUCCAGCAUUGCCGAUGCAAUGACGGCAUCAUAACAGUAUUAAUACCUGUAGUUGUACCUAAACAAUGCUACUCAUCAGGUCAAUGAUGUGCCCUCCAUCAUUCAGUGAUAGAUGAAUGUUGUCCUACUGAUGUUUAUCGUGCAGAGAGGUAUUUGUGGGAAGCUGUGAGAGAAGCGUCCUUUUCUCGCCCUGACACAUCAAAGUGUAUGUUGCAUAACAUGCCAUCAUGGCUAAAUGUACGGGUAAUCACUCAGAAAUAAGGUGGCUGAUGCCACAGCCCCCUGCAGCUCUCUGAUUCAGAGUUUAUUUUAUAUAUUUUUUAUUUUACCUUUAUUUAACUAGGCAAGUCAGUUAAGAACAAAUUCUUAUUUACAAUGACGGCCUACACCGGCCAAACCCGGACGACGCUGGGCCAAUUGUGCGCCGCCCUAUGGGACUCCCAAUCACGGCCGGUUGUGAUACAGCCUGGAAUCGAACCAGGGGGUCUGUAGUGACACCUCAAGCACUCAAGCAUUGAGCACUGAGAUGCAGUGCCUUAGACCGCUGCGCCACUCGGGAGCCCACUCGGGUUGGGUUGAAUGUGGAAGACACAUUUCGGUUGAGUGCAUUCAGUUGUGCAACUGACUAGAUAUUCCCUUUCCCUCUUAACGGCUAGGCAACCUGCCACCAAGGGAAUAUGAAAUGGGGAAAUGUUACAUUGGUGAGCAGAUGGCAUUUUUACUACUGUCCUUCUCCUGCUCUUCUGUAGGUGUGAUGCAACCAGUCCCUACAUCCACCCAGUGGGCUGGUGUCAAGACAACAACAGGAUUCUCACGACCCCUCCAGGUGACAUACUAACUCCUGUCAAUCAUUAUUGUCACUAUUUGUCCUGUAGAUACCAGGAUAUAGUGUGUAAUGAUGAUUGACCAUACAGUUAUUAGAGUAAAACAACACAUGGAAAGUUUCCAAACAGAUGAUCUGAUCUAUACAUUAUGUUAUUCCACUGUGGAGUAGACAGAUGGUUUCGAGUGACAGAAAGCACAAGGGACUUUACCCGCCCACACACACACUACAUAAUAAAGCAUAUAGUAAAAACAUGCUCAAUCUGGAUCAAUCUUUUUCAUUGCUCUUCCCUCUAGUUUACCCCAGUGUCAAGGAUUUCUCCUGGGGAAAGUAUCUGGAGGAGACCAACUCAUCACCGGCCCCUGCCAGGGCUUUCAAAGGGGUGAGGCUGUCUCUCUGUCCUCGGCCCGUAAGACGAUGUGGCAGCCCCACAUCCACAUCUCAACACCAUUUACUAGAGUAGCCUAGCUGGCUGUCUGCCUGCUGCAGAAUGAAAUGCUGCCUCACACCCCCCUCUCCCUCUACAGAAACCCCCCCACAGCUUCCUGCCACUCAUGAAGCUGGAGACGGUGGACAAGAGGAACCCCAUGCUUGUCAGAGUGGCCACCGUGGUAGACACUGACGACCACAGGAUCAAAGUGAGAACAUAUCUAUCACUCUCUGUCUACUUUAAACCUCUCCUCGGGGACCCCCAGCCGUUCCAUGUCUUUUAUCUAUUCCAGAGCUAGCACACCUGAUUCGACUUGUUAACUAAUCAUCAAGCCAAUGAGUAGGUGAAUCAGGAGAGCUAGUUCAGGGCUAAAACAAAAUAUUGAAACGUCUGGGGGUCCUCGAGGAGAGGUUUGAGAAACUGAUCUAUCUGACCCCUGUCACUGUGUCUAUCAUUAUCUAUCUGUGUCUAUCUGACCCCUGUGUCUACCGGUAUCUACAGUAUCUGCACUCCACACUGGAUUCAUUCAACAUGGCAGUGUCACUCAGCUGUAGCAACACUUCUAUCUGUGUCAAUAACUACGAAUGUGCCCUUCCUCUUAUCACUAGUUUGUAGCUCAGACCUGGAGAUGAGUUUUACCAGGUGUUGUGUGUGGUUCAGUUCAGCUGUACAGUAGGAUUAGCCAUUACAUCACUUAUCUGUACUGUGAACUACAGUAUGUAACUUUUUUAAUCUGAAAGAGUAUAAUCCUAGAUUACAGAAUUAUAUGCCUAAUCCGAGCCCUGUAUAGCGCCUACAGCGGGGGAAAAAAGUAUUUAGUCAGCCACCAAUUGUGCAAGUUCUCCCACUUAAAAAGAUGAGAGAGGCCUGUAAUUUUCAUCAUAGGUACACAUCAACUAUGACAGACAAGUUGAGCAUUUUUUUUCCAGAAAAUCACAUUGUAGGAUUUUUAAUGAAUUUAUUUGCAAAUUAUGGUGGAAAAUAAGUAUUUGGUCACCUACAAACAAGCAAGAUUUCUGGCUCUCACAGACCUGUAACUUCUUCUUUAAGAGGCUCCUCUGUCCUCCACUCGUUACCUGUAUUAAUGGCACCUGUUUGAACUUGUUAUCAGUAUAAAAGACACCUGUCCACAACCUCAAACAGUCACACUCCAAACUCCACUAUGGCCAAGACCAAAGAGCUGUCAAAGGACACCAGAAACAAAAUUGUAGACCUGCACCAGGCUGGGAAGACUGAAUCUGCAAUAGGUAAGCAGCUUGGUUUGAAGAAAUCAACUGUGGGAGCAAUUAUUAGGAAAUGGAAGACAUACAAGACCACUGAUAAUCUCCCUCGAUCUGGGGCUCCACGCAAGAUCUCACCCCGUGGGGUCAAAAUGAUCACAAGAACGGUGAGCAAAAAUCCCAUAACCACACGGGGGGACCUAGUGAAUGACCUGCAGAGAGCUGGGACCAAAGUAACAAAGCCUACCAUCAGUAACACACUACGCCGCCAAGGACUCAAAUCCUGCAGUGCCAGACGUGUCCCCCUGCUUAAACCAGUACAUGUCCAGGCCCGUCUGAAGUUUGCUAGAGUGCAUUUGGAUGAUUCAGAAGAGGAUUGGGAGAAUGUCAUAUGGUCAGAUGAAACCAAAAUAGAACUUUUUGUUAAAAACUCAACUCGUCGUGUUUGGAGGACAAAGAAUGCUGAGUUGCAUCCAAAGAACACCAUACCUACUGUGAAGCAUGGGGGUGGAAACAUCAUGCUUUGGGGCUGUUUUUCUGCAAAGGGACCAGAACGACUGAUCCGUGUAAAGGAAAGAAUGAAUGGGGCCAUGUAUCGUGAGAUUUUGAGUGAAAACCUCCUUCCAUCAGCAAGGGCAUUGAAGAUGAAACGUGGCUGGGUCUUUCAGCAUGACAAUGAUCCCAAACACACCGCCCGGGCAACGAAGGAGUGGCUUCGUAAGAAGCAUUUCAAGGUCCUGGAGUGGGCUAGCCAGUCUCCAGAUCUCAACCCCAUAGAAAAUCUUUAGAGGGAGUUGAAAGUCUGUGUUGCCCAGCGACAGCCCCAAAACAUCACUGCUCUAGAGGAGAUCUGCAUGGAGGAAUGGGCCAAAAUACCAGCAACAGUGUGUGAAAACCUUGUGAAGACUUACAGAAAACGUUUGACCAGUGUCAUUGCCAACAAAGGGUAUAUAACAAAGUAAUGAGAAACUUUUGUUAUUGACCAAAUACUUAUUUUCCACCAUAAUUUGCAAAUAAAUUCAUUAAAAAUCCUACAAUGUGAUUUUCAGGAUUUUUUUUCUCAUUUUGUCUGUCAUAGUUGACGUGUACCUAUGAUGAAAAUUACAGGCCUCUCUCAUAUUUUUAAGUGAGAGAACUUGCACAAUUGGUGGCUGACUAAAUACUUUUUUUCCCCACUGUAUAUUUCCAAAUUUCUGACUGAUGUAAUAAAACUCCACAUAGAAACUUGGAGGGAAAUGUAGUCUUUAUGAAAGUGUCCUGUAUAUGACAAAUAAGGGAAAGGCACUAAUGUACUGCACAGGGAAUUAAUAUACAAAUUAUUCAAGACCUCAGCAUUGUCACAUCCCAUUGUCCCAGUACAUCAAAUUAACAUCUGCCUGACUUUCUCCCUGAGAUCAUUUUGAGGAGAACUAUAAGCUUCAUGUUCCAUGAACUAUGAAGUGAACAGUAGGUCAGUGUCAGUGGCCAGCCGGCUGCCUGGGGGGAGUCAUGAGGGGAUUGCAUUAUGCUGGGACGUUAAUGCAGGACAUGUAUCUAUCCCCAGAGGGCAGUAGUGUCUCCCCCUCUUCUGUCAUCCCUAUCCUCCUCUUCUAUAACCUGCUGUUAUCAUGUGUCCUGCUGCUCCUGCUGAUGGGCCAUAGAGCAGUCUUACUUUCUCCUGCUGUCUGGCCCUACAGUAUGUCAAUGUCUUUCCCUCAGCCUUACUUAUGUCGAUACUGUUCAGUCAUCUCAGUCUAAACCCUUCUGUCCAUGGAGCAAAAAUAGCCCUUCAUAGCAUAUCUCCACUCUAUACAGUCCCUCAAGUCCUAACCUCUACCUGUCCACCUACUGGAAGAUUACCCUGAUUCAUUUUCUGAUUAAUUCUCAGUUUACAUAUUUAUUCGUGGCUCUACCGACUUCCAGGAGAAUCCUUUUUCAAAUCAUGCGAGACAAAAAUAUUUCAUUUUAUUUGGAAUGGCAAACCAGAUAAAGUUAAACAGACAUAUUUAUAUAACGAACAUGAGUUUGGAGGUUUAAAACAAUUAAAUAUUAAGGCAUUAAACCUCUCUCUUAAAGCCUCCAUUAUUCAAAAAUGAUAUCUAAAUCCAAAAUGGUUACCUGGCCGUGUGGUGCCAGGAUAACAACCUCUCCCUCAACGUGACCAAGACAAAGGAGAUGAUUGUGGACUACAGGAAAAGGAGACUGAAAAGAUUCGGCAUGGGUCCUCAGAUCCUCAAUAAAUUCUACAGCUGCACCAUCGAGAGCAUCCUGACUGGUUGCAUCACCGCCUGGUAUGGCAACUGCUUCCUGCCAUCCAGGACCUCUAUACCAGGCGGUGUCAGAGGAAGGCCCUCAAAAUUGUCAAAGACUCCAGCCACCCUAGUCAUAGACUGUUCUCUCUGCUACCGCACGGCAAGCGGUACCGGAGUGCCAAGUCUAGGUCCAAAAGACUUCUCAACAGCUUCUACCCCCAAGCCAUAAGACUCCUGAACAGCUAAUCAUGGCUACCCAGACUAUUUGCACUGCCCCCAUCUUUUUACGCUGCUGCUACUCUGUUAAUUAUUUAUGCAUAGUCACUUUAACUCUACCCACAUUUACAUAUUACUUCAACUACCUCAACUAGCCGGUGCCCCCGCACAUUGACUCUGCACCGGUACCCCCCUGUAUAUAUAGCCUCCCUACUGUUAUUUUAUUUUACUUCUGCUCUUUCUUUCUCAACACUUUUUUGUUGUUGUUUUAUUUUACUUUUUUAUUAAAAAUAAAUGCACUGUUGGUUAAGGGCUGUAAAUACCUGUUGUAUUCGGCGCAUGUGGCCAAUAAAAUUUGAUUUGAUUUGAUAAGAGAGGCCCAUCCUAUGUUUAAGAGUGGGCUCUUUGGCUUUUUGCAGAUUAAACCCAUACAUUUUUGGUGGAUUGACAAUGGAUCCCUGUUAAUGGCUUCAUUUAAAAGGGAGGAUACUUAAAGAGUUAGCUUUAGCCAUCAGAACAGCCUCAAUUUGUUGGGCCAUGGACACUACAAGGUGUCGAAAGCGUUCCACAGGGAUGCUGGCCCAUGUUGACUCUAAUGCAAGUUGGCUGGAUGUCCUUUGGGUGGUGGACCAUUCUUAAUACACACAGGAAACUGUUGAGCGUGAAAAACCCAGCAGUGUUGCAGUUCUUGACACAAACCAGUGCGCCUGGCACCUACUACCAUAAGCCAUUCAAAGACACUUCAGUCUUUUGUCUUGCCCAUUCACCCUCUGAAUGGCACACAUACACAAUCCAUGUCUCAAUUGUCUCAAGGCUUAAAAAUCCUUAUUUAACCUGUCUCCUCCCCUUCAUCUAUGCUGAAUGAAGUGGAUUUAACAAGUGACAUCAAUAAGAGGUCAUAGCUUUCCCCUGGAUUCACCUGGUCAGUCUAUGUCAUGUAAAGACCAGGUGUUCAUAAUGUUUUGUAUACUCAGUGUAUAAAAUAACAAUUGACACAUCAAUCCGUUCAUUUCAAUUUAAGCUAUUAUAUAAAAUCCUUGCUACAAAAAGAAUGCUCAAUAUAUGGGGCAUUGAACAGUCAGCAUUGUGCAGACUGCCUUGAGGAAACAGAAUCAAUAGAACAUAUUUUCUGGUACUGUCCAUUGGUGGCUCGCUUUUGUAGUCAGGUCCAGGAAUGGUUGUUAUGUCAUAAUAUCAAGGUUCAGAUGGGCCUGCGAACUGUAUUGUUAGGGGAUCUGAAAAAAACACGAUCAGUCAAUGUGAAAUAUCAUUACACUCUUCUGUAAAGUAUUUAUUUUUAGGGCAAUAUCAGUAGAAAUGUUACAAAUAGGGAGGUUCAGGACUCUCGUAAGACAUCACAGUAAAAUGGAGGGAUGUGUUGCAAAAGGAAAUAACAAAAUGACAUUAUACUGGGAAAGAUGGGUUCAUCUAUGGACAUCGGAGGGUUGGAGUUAAGAUCAGAAUGAAUGGUGGAAAAUUAGGAAUAUAUGUAUAAUUAUUUAACUACAUGUACCAUACAUGUGAAUGAAAAUAGCUGUAAGUAGCAGUAGAAGUAUUGUUGUCAGUUAGUUUACUCCAAUCAGCAGAGGUGUGGUAGGGUUGGGGAAAAUAUAUAAAUAAGGGGAAUUAGAAAUGAUGCAAACAAUUAAAUUGAUAGAACCCAAAACCUAUCAACAACAUUAAAGCUGAUCUACGUCCCCCCACACACAAAAAAAACUAAACAAAACAAAUAUAUGAAAUAAAUCCAAACCCCUAAACUGUACUCUACUUUCACUCCUCCAAUUAUAUACAAGCCUUUAGAUGUGAACUGGACCUCUGUCCUAACCUUUAUCUUCCAUCCCCCACCACCACCAUUCCAAGGCAGUGUUCUCUAAAGCUCCUUCCUUCCAUCCCACCACUCCAUUCCAAGGCAGUGUUCUCUAAAGCUCCUUCCAUCCCACCACCACCAUUCCAAGGCAGUGUUCUCUAAAGCUCCUUCCAUCCCACCACUCCAUUCCAAGGCAGUGUUCUCUAAAGCUCCUUCCAUCCCACCACUCCAUUCCAAGGCAGUGUUCUCUAAAGCUCCUUCCAUCCCACCACCACCAUUCCAAGGCAGUGUUCUCUAAAGCUCCUUCCAUCCCACCACUCCAUUCCAAGGCAGUGUUCUCUAAAGCUCCUUCCAUCCCACCACCACCAUUCCAAGGCAGUGUUCUCUAAAGCUCCUUCCAUCCUCACCACCACCACCACCAACACUCUCACCACUCACACACAAACCAACACUACAUGCAUUUCAUUCUCUCAUUGUCCCUUCAACCAUCACAUGCAUUAUCUUACUGCUUCCCCGUCUCCAGUUCCUCUGUAAACCAUCACUUGCUUCAUAUUUCAUGUUGUGUCUUCAACUGUAACAUAAUAAUAGGUGUGUUCAGCCAGGGAGGGAAGCAGGCUGUAGACUAGGAAGGUCUGCCUUCCCACAACUCCCUGGUGUGCUCCUGUCUCUUGUUUGCCCCACACUGUGAAGCACACUCUCAUUGUCAGGAGUGUGAAUCAGAACUGAGGGAGAGAUAGUUAUCAAGUAGGCUGUGUGUCUUCCUCACACAGACAGCAGGGCAAGCCAGCUGUAAGAGGCAGUGCCAGGGGCUUCAGUCUGAGACAAUGCUUGUCAGGUAGACUGGCGCAAUUAGCAGUUAAGCGUCUUACCUCCAAGACAUGUUCUUAUCAUGUCUACCAUGGUUUUGACAAUCUCUUUUCCCCACAUUUCUAUAUUUAGCUAUUUUACUGUUAUUAUUUGUCCUUGGUUUGUGUGUUCCUCUAGAUCCAUUUUGAUGGCUGGGCGGAUGAUUAUGACUACUGGGUGGACACAGACAGUCCGGACAUCCACCCUGCGGGCUGGUGUGCUAAGACUGGCCACCCCCUCCAGCCCCCGAUCAGUGAGUGGCUUUAUGACUCAUCCUAAUCUAUUCAUGUCCAGCUCCCUCCCUCAGUUCCAGACAUACGGUUCCAAGCAGACACACUUAGAGGCAGACCUCCAUUGAUGCUGCUAUUUCUCAUCCCAUUCCAUCAUAAAUGGCAUAAUAUGCUUUCCCUGAUCUGCCAUCAUUAUAUUUAAGGGGUAGUUGAAGCCUUGUUUGUGAAAAGAAUUGCUCAAAAUUACUCAAGAUGUUUGAUGGCUCCUGUGUCCUGGCUCUCUCUGUGGUCAAUAUCCUGUGUUUUGCCAAGAGGAUGCUGGGAGGGGAACAAUGAACUUCCCUCUGCCUCCUCUUCCCCUUCCUGAUCAUUUCUCCCUGUGUAAUGGUGUCCAUGGAAACGUGGAGUGGAGAAGUCAAUGCUGCCGUCAGGUUUCAGAGUACAGAGAUGGGUUCUCAGAGAGAGAGCUACUGCUCCACAUGGCAGCUCACUUGUGUCAUGGGGACAGAUCCAGGGAAAGAUCUGCUUUCUCUCUACCCGUAUGGCUCUCAUUAGUACCAACUCCUUGUGAGGUUGACACCUACUCCUUGUGACUCUGAGGCUAUCCUAAUAUGGACACUUUGACUGAGGCUAUCCUAAUAUGGACACUGUACUUACAUUAGCAUUACAUGAAUCCAAUAGAUUUUGUAACAUUAUUCUAGGAUGGUUUGCCUGAAGUCAUGUAGUGAAUAAUGUCUCACUAGGUAGAUCAAAAUGGAAUAUCUCCCCCUCUCCUCAUCCCCAGGUCCACAGGAGCUGUUUGAGUCGUCAGGGCAGGGCGGAUGUCCCACCCCAGGGUGUAAAGGUGUGGGCCACAUCAAAGGAGCCCGCUACUCUGGACACCACAGGUACUCUCUCUCACAGUACAGCACUCAAUCUGGCUGGCCAGUAUUACAAUGACCAUCCACUGGAAACUCACACAUAACACCAACAGGCUUCAUAUCACUACAGGCCGGUGAAUGGUCACUUGUUGCCGGUCAAACUGGGGCUUAUUGCUCAUUGAUCCAACGGUUACAUUAAUUAGCGGAUACUGUAGCAUAGAGAUCUGUGAUGCAAAAGACACCCAAUAUAUGCCUACAGCAGCUGUGUUAGGUCUGGAUGUCAACAGUAUCGGUAUUGUACAUGAUCCACACGUACCUGUAUGCCCUGAGGUGAAGCUGUAUAGAGGCUGUAAAAUUGGCUGUGUGGAGCUAGAAGCACAGCCGUGUAAGCGCAUUAGUGUCACUCCCUACCAUCAGUAUUCAUCACCAUUCUUUCCCUUUUCUCCUAAGAAACCACAUCUCCACUCUCCAUACACCCACAAUGAUGCAUUAGCAUCAGCUGGCAUAAUAACUUCGACGUUGCUGUCUUAUAUGAUAUAGUUACCUGAGGUCAUAGAUACUGCUGUAGAGUCACUUUUUAAUGGGGACACUGUACCAUGGUUCAGUAUCUGUAAUGUAAGCUGAUUAACCUUGGAGUCUGAGUACAUAAUGUAGUUUAUUAAAAUGUAUUUAUGGAAUGAAGGGUGCUUUAUCAGUGUUUGUUGGCAAACCUGGUAUAUUAAACAGGUAGCGCCACAGCUAGCUAUGGACAGAAAUAAUGGGAAAGAGGGAGGAAUGAGAGAGGGAUUAGAGGAGAAUGAGAGAAACGAUUCAAUCUCUCUUCUCUCUCCUCUCGUCAGUCAAAGUGGUCGCAGUUACUCAACCAUCCAUACCCCCAUUUAUAUGCAAAUAUGUUGUUUAUAUAUUUCCAUUUUAGUGGAGUUAAAGUCUGUUUCCCCCUAAGGUAAUGAAAAGUAGUACAUUACACAGGUUGGGGGGUGAUAAUGCAGUGUAAGGAAGUUGUCACAGUCUGCACACUGCCAGUGUCCGCAGCAAAUUCAAUGUUUCCAAAUUGAGAUUCAUCACCCUGGAAUUAAUUACGUCAACCCCAGAAUCUCAGAAUUAUUUGGUUUACUGCAGUGACUACUGAGAAGUACUAGGAACUGUGUAAACUCAUGUGUUUUACGACAACAUCAACGUUUGCCUGAUUAGACAGGAAAGAGAGUCUGUGACACGCUCUCAGUGUGAGACAGCUUCCUUAUUCUCAUGAUUUUGAAUUGCUUUUAUUGAUUCUGUCCCCAAGAACAUUGAUGUGUGAAAUCAUAUCUUGUCUGACGGUGACAUAUGUUAUUAAUACCUUAUUAAGUUAUAAUUAAGUCCUAUUGUGAAGUUGUUAUUACACAAAGUCCUUUUUCUUAAAUCAGUCAUUUGUAAUAAUGUCCAUGUUCUGAUUUGCAGUGCGGUGGGAUGCCCAUACUCUGAUAUCAACAUCAACAAGGACUCAGUGCUGCCAGACCGUCUGAGUGGUGAGAUGCCAGGGUCAGGAGGACUGGGCCGACCCCGACGGGCAGAACCCAACCCAGAGAACCACUCACCAGCUCUCAGUGCAGAGUAAGGACCAAUCAGCUCUUAACUAAUCAACAUUCUCAGACAUUCCCAGACAGACUGAGACAGAUGACAUUUGGCUGAAACUAUGAUUGUGUAGCUUAAUAUUUUGCAAUAUAACUUACUUUCAAAAUUCCUUCAAGCAUUUUAGCGGCUUAACACCCAUAAAAGUGUGAACAGCCCUCAUCUAUUUCUGUCUGAAGUGACUCACAUUCUUAACAGUUCCCUGCCAGCCAUGGCGCUCUUAAUAUGUUCUUUCUGCACAAGUUAAAAGCAAUUUCUCUCUCUGACAAUUUCUUAGCAAGCACUUAAGCGCCAACACAAAUCACCUGGAAAAGCCUGGCAGGGGAGAGAAGGCUGGCAGCGGCAUGGUGAAACCCGCCGGCACAGAGCCCAAGAGG